GUCGUGAGAUUUAGAGAUUACGAUAUUUCAAUCAGAUUCAAUUGCUCAAAUGACACCGAAUAACUUCAAUAUUUCAGAACUUUGGGUGGUCAGAUUCAAUUCAGAUUGUUAGACGCAAUCCAAGAAAAGAUCCGGCUAGAAUACCACCGCUAUGAGGUGGACAAUAGUGCGGAUUCGAUUUUGUCCAUUCUAACGAUCUAAGUUAAUGUAACUAAUAAAUCGUCGCUUUCCAUCAAAUCUAUUUUCGGGACCUUAGCAAUCGAGUAGUACUCAUCCUAAUAUCAACAUCAACCAGUACUGCCCUGCAUCAUCAUGUGAUGUUAAUGGAGAGCACAGCCUCCCUAAGCACAUCUGACCUCUUGACGUCGUAAGCAGAUGUUGUUGGUGAUUUCUGCGCAGCUUUGUUCUUUCUUGGCAUCUAGCUCCGUGGCUAUCUCUGGCUCUUGCUUCUAUGAUAUCGCUGCUUUCUUCCUCGACAACAUGUCUCUCAUCCUUCCCGCUCUGAAGCUCAACGACCGUAUCUUCUUCGCCUGGACCAAUAUUCAUUCCUGGCGAGCAAGUCUCCUCAUCAGUCUCAAUAGAGGCAAUAGCAAUAUCUGGAUCACUUAUUUCCUCACCACACCCAACUCCACACCCCUUUCCUUUCUUACACUCAUACCCACUCUCAAGCAACAAAACUCCCCAGAUUCCUCCCCUUCGACAUAUAAACACCCCCUCCCUCUGGCUCUCCAAACAUUCACAUCCCACCAAACAUCGAAAAUUACAUCCACACUGCUCACAUCCCCCACACACUUCCCCUGCACAAACCCUCCGUCUAUACCAAAGCCCCUAUACCUCCCAGGAAAUCUCAUCCUUUCCGCAAACGCAAAACCAUAUGCUCGUCUCAUAUCUUCAUAA
Messenger RNA from Botrytis byssoidea, 897 nucleotides. RefSeq lists its product as uncharacterized. Bases 376 to 897 code for a protein of 173 amino acids. NCBI's taxonomy places the organism in Eukaryota, Fungi, Ascomycota, Leotiomycetes, Helotiales, Sclerotiniaceae. The record is from RefSeq and is a predicted model, not a curated record. The transcript has 2 exons.